Chelonoidis abingdonii (Abingdon island giant tortoise) is the source of this 2260-nucleotide messenger RNA. RefSeq lists its product as uncharacterized. The record is from RefSeq and is a predicted model, not a curated record. NCBI's taxonomy places the organism in Eukaryota, Metazoa, Chordata, Testudines, Testudinidae.
UCAGCCCACAUAGCCCUGAGUUCACAAUUCUCUGCCUCUAGAAGACACCCCAUCCCCUCGGAAGCCAUUUUCACAGCCCCAGCCGGAACAACCCCUUUGCCACCCUACCGCGGGCGAUGGGAUGAGUGUGGGGGGUGCUAGGGUUGCCAGCUGGCCAGUUGUCGUGCCGCCUUGCCAGCUAAAAGAUUUAACGUACCAGGAUUUUGUCUUUUCACAUUAGAGCACUCUGCAGUUCUCGCCUCUGGAGUCCAGACUGUAGUGCCGGGCUAGCAGUAAGGUCGCAGGAGGAGCAGGCGCUGGGCGAAGCAGGAAUUUCCCAGGCAUGCGGCUAGUGCUUUUCACCUCACCUUAGAUCGUCACCAGAGAACCAGCGUUAGGGGCACCGGGUGAAGCACGGCCGGCAGCUCAGCGUCAUUGCAGCUGGAAAACCCGAGUCCCUCUGUAACGUGUCCCGUGAGCUGAGGCAAUGCACCGCCAGGACCCGAGGGGGUCUGGAAACGCCAGGUGUGAGAUCACAAUGUCUCAUGGCAACGGGCAACCCCACUACCAUGUCGCUGAGCCCACAGGGGAUGUGUACCUGGCCAGGUUACUCUCCUGUCCCCAACCGCUGAGCGUGGAGACCCUGCAGGAUGUGUGGGAUGCGCUGGAGACUCAGGGAGUGCUGGACGAGGAGCUGGGAGCCUGCUUUGAGCGGGCCCUGGCGGAGUUCCCCCGGGAGCCCCCGUGUGUGCAGAACAACGCAGAGAUGGUGAUCCAGAGCGACGAGAUGGAGCUGACGUUCCUCUCUGGGAAGGGCAAAUGUAAGAUCAGGAUCUCUGACAACGGCACCUGCUAUGAGGUGAAAGAGCCAACGGCCCGGGUGUACCUGGCCAGGUUAAAGUCCCGUCCCCAGAAGCUGAGCACCAAGUCUCUGCAGGGUGUGCGGGAUGCACUGGAGAAGUGGGCGUUGCUGGACGAGGAGCUGGGAGCUUGCUUUGAGCGGGCCCUGGCUGAGUUCCCCCGGGAGCCCCCGUGUGUGCAGAACAACGCAGAGAUGGUGAUCCAGAGCGACGAGAUGGAGCUGACGUUCCUCUCUGGGAAGGGCAAAUGUAAGAUCAGGAUCUCUGACAACGGCACCUGCUAUGAGGUGAAAGAGCCAACGGCCCGGGUGUACCUGGCCAGGUUAAAGUCCCGUCCCCAGAAGCUGAGCACCAAGUCUCUGCAGGGUGUGCGGGAUGCACUGGAGAAGUGGGCGUUGCUGGACGAGGAGCUGGGAGCUUGCUUUGAGCGGGCCCUGGCAGAGUUCCCCCGGGAGCCCCGCUGUGUGAAGCGCAACGCCCGGAUGGUGAUCAGGCAUGAGACCAUCGAGCUGGUGUUUGUGUCAGGCCAGGGGGAGUGUGAGAUCACUGUGUCCGAAGGUGACAGGGAGCCCGGCUACAAGGUGAAGGAGCCCACGGUGACGGUGUAUCAGGAGAGGUUACGCUCCCGCCCACAAAGGCUGAGCGUGGGGAACCUGGAGAGAAUUCGCCACAGGCUGGAGUCCUGGGAGGUGAUGACCAAGGAGCUGAGAUGCUGCUUCGAUCUGGUGCUGAGGGAAUUCCCCAAAGAGCCGGAGUGCGUCCGGGAGAACCCCGGGAUGUGCGUCGUCUGGGAUGAGACGAAGCUGCGGCUGGUCUCUGAAGAUGGGGACUGCGAGGUCUCCGUGACCUGCUGUGACGGGAAACCCAGCUACGAGGUGAAGGUGAAGAGCUGGGUGAUGUAUCGGGAGAGGAUGCGUCUCUCUGAACAGCCACUGAGCACUGAGAACCUGCAGAGCAUGCGGGGAGAGGUGCGGGGUCUGUCAGGGGUUCCCGAGAAGGUCAAGGAGGCCUUGAACGUGGCUGUUAGGGAUUUCUCCGCUGAGCCGGGCUGCCUGCAGGAGAAUGCCCGGCUGGUCAUUGAGUGCGACAGGGGCGAGAUGGUCUUUGUCUCCGGGAAAGGGGAGAAUAAAGUGGACGUGUGCAUCAUCGAUGGGAAGGUCAGUUACAGCGUCGCAGCCACCAAGUGGGUGGCUUUCCUUAGGGUGUUCCUGAAACUACUCCCCAAGAUGCCCGAUUGCUUGCUGAAGCUCAUGCCCGGCUUAGCCCAAUUCCUACUAAUGCUGUUGGGUUGACUGGCCCAGACCCCACUCACAUCCCUGAGCUGGGGACAGAGCCCAGGCACAGACACGCGACCCCUGGAUCUGCCCCAGCCCCACCUCCACUCCACCCCUUCCCCCAAAGCCACACUCCCACCCUAGUCU